UUUCUCAUUAACUGUCAUUUCUCAUCUCUCUCCUCUCUGACAGCUGCAGUCUGGACUUCACAGCAUGGAAGAGUUGCAGCAGGAUGUUUCCACCAAAGUCAUUGAGAAACAGUGCCUCUCCUCCUCCUGUGUGGGUAUUUCUCCGUCUGAACACACACACAGGUACAUCAGCUGGUGUGUGGAUUCUGCAGAGACACACACACCUGAAGAUACACCUGUGACACAAACAGGAGAUUCUUCACACGUUCAGCGUCAGGAAACUGGUUCUGUAUCAGUUCCACUUCUCCUUCUCUCCCCACCAGAAACAACCUCUAACCGUCGAUGUUUACAGCCAGACGUAGACCCAACAUCCCAUAAUACUCACGCUGAUGGAGGUGAGGAAGAGAGGAAGUGUCUCCUGGAUCCAGAAGAGAAACAUUUCCCUCUUCGCAGGAGCAGACCCGUCCUCUCCAGACGAUUCAGACCCGUCUCCUGGGAUAAAACUUCCCCUCCACUCGGAGACAAAGAAAACAUGACUUCAUCCAGCAUGGACUCCUCCCCUCAAGAGGACAGGAAGUCGACCUGCGCCAUAGGAGAGCAGGGAUUGGCUGAGGGGCAGAGGGGGCGGGGCCUAAUCAGCCGUGAUGCCCCUCCCUCAACAGGCCUCAGUAAAGAGAGGAGGAGCCGUGAUAUCCCAGAAUGCUCUGCAGAAAUCUUCAGGAGUUGUUGUGAUCUGGACAAGGAGAACGCUCACUUCGUGGUGGUGGACCUGAUGCUGGAGGUUCUGGAGGGAGUGAGGUGGACCAUGGACACACAGCAACACACACAUCCACACACACAGCAACACACAGACAGCAACACAGUGCCACAUGCACACGUCACACACACAUCUUAUAGAAAGACACACUCUGCUCAUACACACACACAAGAUGAAGUGGAAACAGGAAGUGAGGAAGUUCAUCAUCCUCCAAAAACCUUCUCCAUCCUCUCCACUGACAGCGGGUUCGAAGACGGUGGAGUGGACACCAUGCAGAGAGACUCCCUCAGAAAUGCGGUGGCGCUGGCCGAGCAGCUGGUGCUGGAGUUCAGACGCCACUUUCCUUCACAAGAGCUGCCAGGUCUCUGUGAGCUGCCUCUGACCAGCAGCUCUCUGGAGGAGGAGAUCAGAGAGAGGAGCAGGAGGAGAGGAGAUCUGAUCUGGAGGCCCCCUGAAGACAAGCUCAUUAUCACUGUGCAGCCCUCACUCAGACGCAGUGAGGUCGUGGCUCUGCAGCACUUCCUGUGUGCCGGCUGCGGGACAGAACUGGAGCACAGAUAUAUCAAGAAGCUGCGGUAUUGUGACUAUCUCGGCAGAUAUUUCUGUGAAUGUUGUCACGGCGGCUCGGAGGCUGUGAUUCCUGGAAGAGUUCUGACCUGCUGGGACUUCAACAGAUACCCAGUGAGUGAUUUCUCCAGACAGCUGCUGGACUCCCUGUGGUUUCAGCCGCUGUUCCACCUCCAGACUCUGAACAGCAGAGUGAAGGAGCUGGAGAGGUUCAGGGAGGUCCAGGAUCAGCUGAUGGACAUACAGAAGCUGCUGAACAACUGCAGGUUUUCCUCUCAGGUGACCUUCGAUCAGCUUCCUGCUCACCUGAUGCAGCGACGCCCCCUCUUCUCAUUGGACGACCUGCAGCGGCUGAAGAAGGGUCAGCUGGGGUCGCUUGCCAAAACGCUGCUGCACACCGCCCUAAAACACGUGGAGAGCUGUGAGUUGUGUCUGGCUCGAGGUUUUAUCUGUGAGUUCUGCAGAAAGAACGACGUCAUCUUUCCUUUCCAGAGAGAAACAUGCAGGCGCUGUGCAGUUUGCAGAGCGUGCUUCCACAAACACUGCUUCAUGGAGAAAAGGUGUCCGAAGUGUGAACGCAUCAAAUCACGGAGAAAACAUCCUGAUGGAUCCACGAAGUGACGUCUGAAAAACCUUUUAUGAUUAAGCACCAGAGAUGUUAAAGUACACACAUCCUUUACUCAAGUAGAAGUACAGGUACUCGUGUUUAAAAAUACUCUGGUGAAAGUAGAAGUACUGACUAAACUUCUUUACUCAAGUCAAAGUAAAGAGGGCUUUGAAAUGUACUUGAGUAAAAAGUACCCA
Molecule: messenger RNA, 2107 nt
Organism: Trematomus bernacchii (emerald rockcod)
Lineage: Eukaryota; Metazoa; Chordata; Actinopteri; Perciformes; Nototheniidae
Gene: rubcnl
Product: rubicon like autophagy enhancer
Exons: 16
Coding region: 65-1924 (619 amino acids)
Biological process (GO): autophagosome-lysosome fusion; autophagosome-endosome fusion; autophagosome maturation
Cellular component (GO): intracellular membrane-bounded organelle; autophagosome membrane
Molecular function (GO): phosphatidylinositol phosphate binding
Source: RefSeq, a predicted model, not a curated record